GAUAUAUAACUGUAGAGAAUAUAUAAAUAACUGGAUAAUGUAUAUCUCUACAGCACAAGCUAAAGGUCUCUUUAAAGACAAAUGACGUCACCGUACCGGAAGUAGGCAGUGUUCCAUAAAACUGAGUCCUCCUCUAAGGCCCAAUCACUCGGGUUGUUUGGAUUGUUUUGUUUUUUUAAAGUUCCCGUCUUUUCGAUUCACUUCGUAGUAAAUCGCGACGUGUACGUAAAGCCCAGGCGGUGGCGUGUGAAGUCCCAGUGCGGCACUUCCGCUGUUUAUUAGACACGUCUGUAAGCAGCAGAACUCAGUAAUAUCAUGGCACUAACUAACAGUUGCUGAUCGGAAUAAAUAACGUCACAACACAGGACACUCGAGCAGGUGAAGAUGCCGAUCGACAGGCAGCGAAUGCGUCCAUGGAUCGAGGAGCAGAUUAACAGCGGUAAAAUUCAAGGCCUGAUCUGGGUUAAUAAGGAGGAAAAGAUAUUCCAGAUCCCGUGGAUACACGCUGCCCGGCAUGGCUGGGAUUUGGAUAAAGACGCUCCACUCUUUAUGAACUGGGCCAUUCACACAGGAAAAUACCAGCCUGGAGUGGACAAGCCUGACCCCAAGACGUGGAAGGCGAACUUCCGCUGUGCCAUGAACUCCUUACCAGAUAUAGAGGAAGUGAAAGACAAGAGUAUGAAAAGUGGAAGCAAUGCGUUCAGGAUGUAUCGUAUGCUUUCGGCAUCAGAAAGAGCAGCUAAGAAAGCCAAGAAGAAAAAGAUGGAACGGGAGGCGAAAGCAAAAGGCCCGGUACAGAAACGGAAAGCUAAGCACAACGAGCCAGAGAAAGAGUUGCAGCCGAAGGAAGAAACGCUGCCAGACAGCACGGUUUUAUCAACAGAACCGGAUGAAAGCCUGGCGAUCAGCUCUCCCAGUAAGCUGACGAUCAGCUAUCUCCCAGAUGUUUGUGCUGUCGUGGAGGUCACUACCGAGAACGAGGAGUCGGCCGUCAGCUCCACUCUGAUCCCCUACGACUUCCAGAUCUCCCCCAAGUCCUGUUACGCCGAGAGCGACGACGAGGACACACACAGUGAUGAAGACGUGGAGCCUCAGGACUUGUCCUUCAGUUCGAGACAAUCUUGCUCCUCUGUGCUCAGGAUCGCACCAAGCUUUCUGGACAAAAAUCAGUCGUACAUCUCGGACAAGACAAACUUUUGGGUGACGAGCUUCCGAGAGGAUUCGCCCAUGAUCGGCUACGACAUGGAGCCCUGGCGUCCGUUCCUUCCUGCUCUCACCAUCGACCUCAGUUCCGGCUCCAGGUCUCGUGCCAGCGUCAUCAUGAAAGCCGUGGACCUUUCCUCUAAAAAGACGUAGGACGGAGAUUCGCUGCUAAACAGCCGCUCUGAAGCGCCGAUUUCUAUUUUGUUGGUUUUUUUUUCUCUUUUCCUCAUCCGUGGAAAGGGGCAAUGACCUGGGAUUUAUCCUCCUUCACCCUGGUGCUAUGAUCAGUGUGCGUGAACCUUUAUCUGAAUGUAAGGCCAUGCAAAGUUAAAAGCCAGAGGAGUCGCUGACCCACAACGGAUGUGUUUAUUCAGCAAUAAAAAGAAGGGUGUAGCUACAGAGUUAGCUAACGUGAGCUAGCGAGGGUCAUUUCAGAGCGUUCCUUUUUUAAGUGGGUCGUUUAACUCGAGCUGGCGCAUCGUGUGUGUGAUGGAUAAGUAACGAGUUUAUAGACCUGACAGGAUUAGAAGAUUUUCUCAACAGAUAACAACAAAUCCUACAAAACAGCAACAGUUAUGGGGUUUAUUUUCUUCAAAUAGUUGAUGAUGAUGUGAUCGGUCUAAUGUAACUGAUCCCCAACACUAAAGAGUUUUUGUUUUUAAUCUGCUAAUGUGGGAAAACUAGCAGAAGCUUUUUCUUUUUCUUCAUGUUUUUUGAGCGGUUUAAUUUUGCAUGGCCUAAACCACGACAUACCUCAACAAUCCUGUACAUUUUUCAACAAAAAAUGUGUGGAAUUACCUCAGAGACUGAUCCACGGUUCAUUGCACUCACGGUACAGUAUUAUAUAGGAGCACAAAGCUUACGUUAGACAUCAGCUUCGUUCGUAACGCGCCGAUGGUACAAACGUAGCGGUUGGUUGUUGCGCUAAUGAACAGAAGACAGGAAGUUGUGCAAACUUCUGAUUGGAAAGACAUUAAGAUGAAAUUUGUUCUUGUGUUUAAUGCGAGUGUAAGCAGAAGCUCUACACACGGUCUCAUAAAAACACUCUAUAAAAAGCACAACCAUUUCAUCACACGGCAUUAACGGACACACACAGAGCUAAAUAAAAGCGGGUACUCCCCAUACACACACGCACACAUACACACUUUGGUGUGGACGCACCGUUAGUAGCAAAGCUGUGCUUGUGCGUCUCAGGCACCGUGAACGCUAUUAAUAAAUGAACACAGACUCCAAGAAUUGUAGAGAAGUUGCAUAACAGUGUACAAUGUACAAAUGUGAGUGUACAAUGUAAAGUUUCACUGUACACCAAAACUAAUAAUAAUUAAUAAAAUAAAAGCAGAGAAUUUCAGGAGAGUUUGAGGAGUUUACACUACACAUAUCUAACACAAAGUCUUUUUAAGUCCCAAUAAAACAGGACGUGGAAAUCUGAAAGAAAUCGCGAAGGCUGAUUUAAAUUCGCCGAUGAUAAACGAUCCCUGCUGUAAGCCCCGCCCACUCCUCUCCAUCUCACAGGCUCUCACGGUCUGCAGGUUUAUACUGAAGUUUCUGAUGUUUUCAGCAACUUUAACAGGGUAUGUUCACGUUAGCUCGACAGGCACGUGUUUAAUUGACGUUAGUUUGAUAUAAUGAACGCAGAAGCAGCUGAAACAUAAAGUUCUUUAUUGUACUUCCUGCCUGGGUGGAGGUGGGGGGGGAGUCAUGUGACAAAAACAUAUCAUGAUACUUGAAAAUAUAUAUAUUUUUAUGAUACAAGAUAUAUGAUCUAUAUAUAUAUCUAUAUAUACUGCCGGAAAUGCAGUAGUGUUGCGUUAAAUAAAAAUAAACUAUAAAAAGCUUUUAUAUAGACAAAAAUAAAUGACAUCAUAAUGAAAUAAAUAAUGAAAAAAAUUCAGUACAAAGUUGUAAGAUCAUUGGAGCUGCGUUCAGUUUGUAGUUUGAUCUUUUUUUAAAAAAAAGUGAAAAAAUAUCUAAAAAGAAUUGUAAUAUCUCAGAAAGGUGGAUGAAGAUAGAAGCUGUAUAAAGUUGUAGCGGUGAGACGAGCUGCAGUCGCUGAUGUAUCACCCGUUAGUUUAGAUGUCUGUAUUUAUAUAACAUGAGAAGAGUGAAGUCCAGGCUCAUUUACAGUCACAGCAUUUACCAGACUUCCUUAUUCACAGCGAAAUCGUUUUUAUACCCCGGAGCGGUUAAGGGCCUUGUUCGGUUCGGUUGGACCUGGGAUUCAAACUCACAACCUUCCAAUUGUUAGUCCAUCACCUUAACCACUGAGCUACCACAUGGCUAUCAGAUGGUGUUCAGAGCCACCUUUUGGUUUCAUCGCUGCACACUCGAGUAGUCACGGUUUCCCGAAUCCUUCAGUCAUUUGAAAUGAUUGGAUUUGUACUUUAGGGUUUAGAACUGAGGAAUGUUUUUGUAGAUAUUUUUUAUAAUUUAACUGAAUGAUUCCUAAACAAAAUAAAACCAGAUUAAUAAUCUACAGAACGUGUAGGAUGUCAAACUAACUCAAUUCGACAAUCACAGCACUGCUUGGAAUGGACACACACACGCACAUGCGGACGCACACACACACACACACACGAACACACACACCUGACUCUCCAUACAGACAAGACCCUGAGCUCAGGAUCAAACCAGAGACCUAAGAGACGUCAUACCUGUAUACGUGCUAUAAGCCCCGCCCACUCCCUGCCAUCUCACAUGCUCUCACGAGGAAGUGUUUAACUUGUUGAAAGCAGUGUUUCUUCUCUCCUCGCGCGUCCGUAAUCUUGCCACAUGAAAAUUUUAGUUUGCAUCACAAUACUUGAAGAUGUUUUUAGGGGUUUGCUAUCUAUCCUACAGUACUUUUGUGCUAUAACAGGCUGGUAUGUGAAGCUAUUAAUGAUUCCCUUUACUCUGAUUAUACAUGAUGCUACCACCACCAGGCUUCACUGUGGGGAUCAGACUACAUCGUAUUAUUCCAAGUGGUUGGAUGUAUUUAUUUAUUUUUUUAGCCAGGAUUAUAUGAUGAUGAUGAUGAUGAUGAUGACGAUGGGGAAUUUUUGAGUACAAAGGCUUCAGUCUGUAACCCAGAGACAUGAAGAACUCGUAAAGGAAGCAACGAGUUCUUGUCACAAAUGUCUGCAGUUCUUUUCGAGUUGCUGUAGGACUCACGGCAGUGUUGGAUUCAACCAUUUAAGAUCGGUUUAAUUUCCGGUUUUCAGUUUAGAUUUUUUUUUCUCUUUAAUUAUACCCUGACUUCUGGUGUCCUGAUGCUUCAGCAGCAUCCUGUCCCUCUCUGUCCAGAUUUCUCCUGGUCUUCUCACCAACUUUAGAAUGUCCUGGUCUCACGAAUGUCCCUGCUGUGCCAUAUGACCUAAUCUUGAUUAUUGUUAUACAGCUGGACUUUAUUUGGGGUUAAACAGUCACUUAAUCUGUGUCAGGUGUACACUAAUUAAUAUUCCAGCUUGAAUGUGAUUGGUUGAAUCUCAACACUGCCAGUUUUUUGCUAAUUACUAAAGGGUGCACAUACUUAUGUAUGGUGGCUGUUGGGAGUUUUUUUCUCACUAAUUUCUUUUGUUUGUCAUAGAUUUUUAUAUGAUGAAAUUUCACAAUAAAGGUAGAAAAAGUU
Messenger RNA from Tachysurus fulvidraco (yellow catfish), 4807 nucleotides. RefSeq names its product interferon regulatory factor 2a (gene irf2a). The coding region runs from base 385 to 1356 and encodes 323 amino acids. NCBI's taxonomy places the organism in Eukaryota, Metazoa, Chordata, Actinopteri, Siluriformes, Bagridae. The transcript is spliced from 9 exons. Gene Ontology annotation, cellular component: nucleus. Gene Ontology annotation, biological process: regulation of transcription by RNA polymerase II; immune system process. Gene Ontology annotation, molecular function: DNA-binding transcription factor activity, RNA polymerase II-specific; RNA polymerase II cis-regulatory region sequence-specific DNA binding. The record is from RefSeq and is a predicted model, not a curated record.